This is a messenger RNA of Plenodomus lingam JN3, 978 nucleotides long. RefSeq lists its product as uncharacterized. NCBI's taxonomy places the organism in Eukaryota, Fungi, Ascomycota, Dothideomycetes, Pleosporales, Leptosphaeriaceae. The record is from RefSeq and is a predicted model, not a curated record. Gene Ontology annotation, cellular component: SAGA complex. Gene Ontology annotation, molecular function: transcription coregulator activity; protein heterodimerization activity. Gene Ontology annotation, biological process: transcription by RNA polymerase II.
AUGGCGGACAAGGAUAAGAUGGCUAAGUACCGGACGGAGAUCCAACAGAUGAUGUUUGUCUCUGGUGAAACAGGCGAGCCCUCCCCUGAGACCACCACACUCAUCGAAUCCAUUGUCCAAGACCAAGUGCAGCACAUGCUCCGUGAAUGCACCGCCUUCGCCACACGGCGCGGUUCUAGAUCAAUCUCCACAGACGACCUGUUCAUGCUCAUCCGGCACGACCGAGCCAAGAUAUCUCGUCUGCGCCACUUCCUCCAGUGGAAAGACGUGCGUCGCUCCGUCAAAGAUUCCGACGACAAAGGCGGCGACGCCGGCGCAGACGUAGGUGCUGGCGAUGCUGACAUUGCUGCUGGCGUUGUGGGUGCAGGAUCAGGGCCCAGCGGUGGUCCCGAUGCAGGCAAGAAGGCCAAACGGGCAAGAGUCGAUCUAGUCUGGGACAUUCAUUCCUUCUUUACCGAAUUCCCGCCGCAAAAGGAUGAUGUGGAGGACGAAGAGGAAGAGGAGAUGAACUAUGCCACGCUUCAACGUCUCAAGAAUGCAGAUGAGCGAACGAAGAACAUGACGAGGGAGGAAUAUGUGCACUGGUCUGAUUGCCGACAGGCCAGCUUCACGUAUCGCAAAGGCAAGAGAUUUAAGGAAUGGGCCGGCUUCAGCCUCAUUACCGAUUCCAGACCCAGUGACGACAUUAUCGACAUCUUUGGUUUCUUGACGUUUGAGAUUGUGCAGACGUUGACAGAGGAGGCGCUCAAGGUCAAGGAUACAGAGGAUCUCUAUAAGAAGAAUCAUGGGGGUGAGCAGAAUAGGUUGAAGCGGAAGAGGGAGAGGGGCUUGUUCGAUCCGCCCGAGGAGGCGAGGGAGCCGGUCCAGCCUAGCCACGUGCAAGAAGCGUACAGGAGGCUGCAGAGAGGCAACAAUAAGCAGAGGGCAAUGCUGAACUUUACUAGACAGGUGCAACGUACUGCUCUUAAAUUGCUUUGA